Molecule: messenger RNA, 468 nt
Organism: Penicillium cataractarum
Lineage: Eukaryota; Fungi; Ascomycota; Eurotiomycetes; Eurotiales; Aspergillaceae
Product: aldo/keto reductase family protein
Exons: 2
Coding region: 1-468 (155 amino acids)
Molecular function (GO): oxidoreductase activity
Source: RefSeq, a predicted model, not a curated record
AUGCUAAUUCACGCCCCCUACGGCGGCAAGGAGGCCCGCCUGGGCACCUGGCGCGCCCUGGUGGAGGCGCAAAAAGAGGGCAAGGUCCGCUCCCUGGGUGUGUCCAACUUUGGUAUUCAGCACUUGGAGGAGCUGGACGAGUACAUCAAGAGCGGAGCCGGCGGUCAGAUCACCGUUGGCCAGUACGAGAUUCACCCCUGGUGCCCGCGCGAGGAUAUCGCCGAGUGGCUCAAGAAGCACAAUGUCAUUGUUGAAGCGUACUCGCCCCUCGUGCAGGCCACUCGCAUGAAGGAGCCCGUUCUGGAGAAGCUGGCUCAGAAGCACGGCAAGACCCCCGCUCAGAUCCUGAUCCGCUGGAGCUUGCAGAAGGUCUUCGACUUUAGCUUGUCGGAGGAGGAUAUGGCCACACUGAAGCUGAAUGAGUAUGCGCCCGUGUGCUGGGACCCGGUUCGGGACUGCAAGAUCUAA